UAUGUGAAUGUUCCUUUUACUUCUUACUUUGACAAUCCUUAUCGAGGUGCAGUCGGUACAACCAGAGACUUGCCAGCGGUUUCCUGUGCUGAAAUCGUGAAGACUGUCGGGAAUGUCAGCGGUCGUCAUUGGAUUAUUGACCAUGCGCGGUCAAAUGUGCCGUUUAUGGCCUAUUGCAACAAAACAACACUCGAAUAUUUCACUGUGUGCGAUCUUUCUCCUUGUCAAAACGGAGGUUCAUGCAAUGAACAGGGCGGUGUCCACACGUGUAACUGCACCUAUUACUUCUAUGGAGCCAAUUGUGAGAAAGGAUGUAACGUCACACCACCUGUUGGUAUGGAAAAUGGAGCAAUAUCGAACUCAAGUAUAACCGCUUCAACCGAAUACAGUUCCAAUUUUGCAGCGUGGAGUGGACGACUUAGGCAUUUGUGGAGCUCAUGGUCACCGUCGACGGGAAGAGCGGGUGAAUGGCUACAAGUUGAUCUUGGCAAGACAAUAAAUGUCACUGGAGUUGCGACUCAAGGUCAUCCAGAUGCCAGCUACUGGGUAACGGUAUACCGUCUAACGUAUAAAAGAAGUGCUUCGUCUAGUUUCAAGAACUAUAAAAAGGGCGUGUUCUUUAUUGGAAAUACAGACAGAUCAACAGUAGUAAAGCAUGACCUCAGUCCUCUAAUUUCUGCAAGAUACGUUCGAUUAAUAGUAAUAGACUAUAAAACGUGGCCAGCGCUUAGAAUAGAGAUAUAUGGGCCUUGCCUUUGACUUGACAACAUAACCUGGACGAUAAUUUUAAACUAUGAUCCGAGCAAUUGAGGUAGCGCGUGAUUAGUCGAUAUGCAUGCAUCUCUAACGUAAAAACACUGUUAGCCCAAGUUCCGCAUUACCUGUCAAGAUACCAAAGAAUGUAAAAACGUCAAUAAA
Exaiptasia diaphana is the source of this 918-nucleotide messenger RNA. RefSeq names its product EGF-like repeat and discoidin I-like domain-containing protein 3. The coding region runs from base 166 to 759 and encodes 197 amino acids. The record is from RefSeq and is a predicted model, not a curated record. The transcript has 5 exons. NCBI's taxonomy places the organism in Eukaryota, Metazoa, Cnidaria, Anthozoa, Actiniaria, Aiptasiidae.